Porites lobata is the source of this 42953-nucleotide messenger RNA. Lineage: Eukaryota; Metazoa; Cnidaria; Anthozoa; Scleractinia; Poritidae. The record is from the annotation of a GenBank genome assembly.
GCUGAAGUUGAGCUCGUUGAAUGGGGUUCAGUGAGGGGUUAUAUAACUUCAACUUCAUAUCAAAGAGCAGUGUUCUUUCGUACGAUGGCUAGCAGGAAGAGAAAACGAAGACCUCCGGAGAGGUUUAGCGAAGAAAAGCGAACUAAAAUGACUUGGAACAUGCUUGACAUGGCGGCGGUUUGUAUGAGCGAGGAAUCAGCAACCAUCCCUUCCUCUUGGCCUUCAAGCACUCGUGGAUUGAAUUCUUCAAAAAGAAAUAAGAAAAAUACUUUAGAUCGAAGAAAUUUAGAAUUAAAUCUGGAGAACAAUUAUCCUGAGCACUAUGUUUGUCAACUUGGUACGCUUCACAUCAGCUUAUGCACCAACAGAGAACAAGAAAGUGAGGUGCGAUUAAAUGGCCCGGGAAGUAAUGGUUUGAAGUUAACAUCAAAUUCAGUUAAUCCUCAGGAGUGGACUGAUGGCAAAUAUUCUUGUGUCACUGUAAGAUUGUCAUUCGAGUCUCGGUGUUCAGAACCAAUGGCAACAACAAAGAACAUGAACUUGGCUGAUGAGCAAAAUAAGAGUCCUGACGUGGACUCUUUGACUCAAGUGGUCUUUAAGGCUGUAGUUCCCUCUGUUUCGGAGGAGAGGCUAGAGGCUUUGGCCUACUUACAAAGCAAAGGAGUCAUCUCAUUGGUUUUAAAGCCGGAACAGCUUAUUUUAAAAGACUGGUGGGAGGUUGUCGUGUGUUUAAAUGAGAGCGGUCUUACCAAAUUACCAUUUGGCAGUAUGGAUACCAGAAAAAGAAAAAUAGAUGAGAUGGUAAAGGUAUUAGUGGCUUGGUUUUGUGAGCUCUCUGCGGAGAAUGAUUUGGUUAUUGAUGAAUCUGAUGUCUUGGGAGGAAUUGGGGGUUUUGUGGAGCUGUACGAUGCAGUCAAGCAGGCUAGAGAAGGAGGUUGUGGAACUGGUGAAGCAGCAUUGCAUAUUUCUAAGCUGCAGGAAAAUCCUUGUCCACACAACAGUCACCCCAGGUGUAAGUAUGACACCAACGGGAAGAGGACUUGUGAUUGCAGUGUCUGGAAUACCAAGUUUGAUAAUAUACUUAAUGGGGUGAUUAUCAAUGAUGUUCAACAUCCUAAACUCAAACCUGUGUUAAGAGGCUAUCAGAAAAAAGCAGUCAAUUGGAUGCUGAGAAGAGAACAAAGCUGUCAACUUCAUUGUCUUGAAAACCAUCUCAAUGGUAAACCCAAUAAUGUGCUAUUGAUCAUAGACAUCAACUUGCUCUCUGCCCGCCCCCCCCACCCGCCAUCCUUCCAGUCACUUGACUUGUUCAUGUGCCAGAGGUGAAGAAUACCAGAGGUUAGGGGUCAAAAAUGUGGAAAAAAUUGCUGCAGUUCAAUAACUGUGGUGUAGAAUAUUAAUACUUCCAUGAAAUACAGCAUUGACACAGAUUGUGAGAAUCUGAGGGAAAAAUCUGUUCCUUUGUUGACCUUUGUUAAAAUUUGAACACCUCUGAACUCCACCUUGGCCUUAUAAAUGGGACUUUGAAUAACUUUAUUUUCAAAAGUUCAAAAUGCUGAGAUGGAGUGAAAGAGGGGGUUGCAUUUUGAUGUUUUCUCAACAAAAUUUCUCAGUCAUAGAAAUUUUUAUGUGACUUUGUAACUGAAUUCUUCUUGCAGCUUCAUUAGAUGCUAUUCACCCCUUGUGGCAGCAAGUCAAUACAAUGGAUGGAAAACAGAUUUACUUUAAUCCUUAUACUGGGAGGUAAAGCACCAAACAUUUAGAGAAAUCAAUAACUUAAUAUUUGCUCACACAACUUCUCCCAAGUUGUUUCAAUAACAUGUCUUAAUAACUUCUACUUUUAGGCUCACAAAAGAAAGAUUUCCCUUGCCAAAUCUGCCCCUUGGAGGGAUCUUAGCUGAUGAAAUGGGGCUUGGGAAGACAGUGGAAGUAAUUGCUUGUAUUCUUUGCCACCCUAAACCAUCUGGCCCUAAUUCAUUAGAUAAUAAAAGAACAUCCUCUUAUACACGUAGCUCAAGUAUAAACCAAGGAAAUCCUUCUUCAUCUAGUGUUCAUGGCGGGCCAAAUCACGUUUCCACACGUUGUGAAAUUUUCAGUACAGGAGGCUCUAAUGUGAGUAUUGUUAAACCAGAUCACAGGACUCUGGAUGACAAGGAAAGAAUUGAUCUUUCCUCAUCCAUUGAUGUGGGAAAUGAACUUGCACCUAAUGAACACAGAUGUUUGAACAAUAAACCCUCAGAAGGCAAUAGUGACUGCCAAGUAGGGUUAAAGAGUAGUGGGACUGAAACAGAUGACAAUCCUAAUGAAAGGUCUUGCGAUUUGCCUGGUAAUUGUAGCAGGAGUGAGUCUGAAUCAUCCAGAACUACAUACACAAAACAUGAUGUUGUCAAAGCUGUCAGUGAAGAAAUUAGUUGCUCAGUUCAUGAGCAGAGACUGGAAAAGGAUGAAACCAUACCAAAUCAUGGUUUUUGUAAACCACAUUGUGAAUCAACAAGUGUCAGUUUUGGGCAACAUUCAAGUUCUUUAACAACUUCUAGCAAUUCACAGGAAGAGUGUGCUUUUAAAAAUUUGGGAAAGACUGUUGAAGAAGGGGAUGAAAGUGGUUGUGUUCACGAUAAAACAGCUGGAUUAAAUCAGGAAUCAGACAUUUCCAACUGUGUAAAUGUACCUACACCGCACAAUAGUUGUAAUGCGGGAAAUGUGAAAACAAAAGACACAGAAGACUUUGGGCUGAAAAAGUCUAAGGAAUUUGCUGCAGCUCAAAAAAGUGCCAUUAUUGAUUCAUCCAGCUCUUCAGGUGCAUCAGUUAAAAACAGUGCUACCAUAAAAUGUCAGUGUAUCUGUGGUGUAACGUCAGCAAGUUAUGAUGAUGCACUGUUGCAAUGUUGUGGGUGCGAAGCUGUUUUUCAUGCUGCAUGCCUUCAGUACCACUGUCCACAAGAGUUUAUAUGUCCACAUUGUGCUUUAAAGCAAGUAAGGGCAUAUUUCAUUGUUUGCCUUCUAUUCCAAGUUUCUUUGUCGUGCAGAAGUAACCUUACCUUCCCUAUUCCUGAUUCCUUCCACAUACUUACACCAGAGAUUCCAACCCUGUCAACUAAAAAAGGGAGGCUUUAGGAGCGGCAUAGCUACUCCCACAAGUGCUGAGGCUGCGAGCCUCUAGUGGUGUCCCGGGCUUUGAGGGAAAAUAUUUAAGAUAUGUGCCCUUAAGAUGCCUUUUCCUGCAUUUUGAAACCACAAAUGAAUGCAAACCUUGCACGAAGUUGAGGCAAUCUAGUGUAUAAUUACUGCUCCCAAAAUUAUCGCAAGCUCAUGCUCAGUUGCCAUAAGGGUAAAAAUGGCUGAAAAACCCCAGAGAAAAGGCAAAGAAUCAUGCUAAAAAGACUGUUUAAACAAAGAAAGGAAGAGUUAAAUUAGAAACUGGGAGAAUAUUAAGCAAAAAUGGGAGGUCAGAAAUAUUUGCUGAAAACAGGAGGUUUCCCGCCAAAAUAGGAGGGUUAGAAUCCCUGAUACACUGUUCACAGUAUAUUUACUAGAUGCAUCUUGGACUUUUCAGGUGUGGCCUAGAGAGAAUAAUGGGAGAGGUUGGGAAACACCCUGUCUAGGCCUUGGGAUAUGUGAUAUGUGAUUACAUUGAUGUAAUUUGAUUUUGGUGUUCCAUCUGAAAUUGACAUUUCAGCAUUUGGCAUUUCCAUUUUCUCAGUUUACAUUUGGCUUGUGGCAUUUCAUACUUCACACUUCACACUUCUUAUUCCACACUCACAUUUCACGUCAGUGAUAUUGUUGUGCUCUCAGAGUUAAAUUCUAAUUGCCUGUUUUUCUUUUUGAAGCCAGCAGUACCAUCUCGGGCAACUUUAAUCAUCUCUCCAGCACCCAUUGCUCAACAGUGGGUGGACGAAAUCUUCAGACACACAGAACCAUCGUCAAUAAAGCUACUGGUGAGAAACAACGGCAUGGUUGCAUUAGUUGCCUGGGAAAGAUUGACUAAUUUUACGCUAUUUUAACACAAUUUUUCAGGUGUAUGAAGGAGUGGCAAAAUCUGGAUUUAUUCUACCUGAAGUUCUUGCUGAUCAUGAUGUGAUUUUGACAACUUAUUCCACACUGAGAUCAGAUUUUUAUCACUUAGGAUCUAAACAAGGUCAGUCCUUCUGCAAUAAUCAACAUAAAUGCUGUGUGAAUCCCAGAAAUUCUUUUCUAUUCAGUGAAUAAUUUUAUGAUGUUUUCCUUACUCUCUGUUUUCUCGUGCCCCCAUUCCCUCCUCUCUCUGCACUUGUAUGGCAAUAAUUGACACUUAGUUAAAUACAUGUCACACCUACUAUUGACGCAAAGCGCAAAGGGCCAGCAGAAAUAGAACUACCAGUAUUUGCCGUGGCAAUAUUGAAAAGGAAACAUUACGAUCUUGUAAGAUUGGCUGAUAAUCAGCAAAACAAAACAAAAUUGAUGAUAUCAGAACUGGAAUAAGUUAAUGUGAGAGACAAAUAUUUUUUAUGUUAAAUUUUUAAUUUGUUUCAGUUACUUUGAGUAUCAAAACAAUCUGGAUCUGGCGUUUCCAAAAAACUUGAGAGUGGGCUCUUCCAAAGGAAUUCUUCUUCUUGUAAUAUUUUUUGUCUUAGCCACACGUGCAUUUUUAAAAGUGAUGGUUUAAUUUGCUCAAUUUUUGAAAGGAAAUGUUGAAGGAAGAGCCAGGAGAUAUGACAGGCGGUAUAUUGCAGUACCCAGCCCACUGACAGGUAUUUUAUUUUGGCGAAUCUGUCUUGAUGAGGCACAGAUGGUGGAAAGUACAACAGCUAAGGUUAGCACUCCUUAUAAUUAUGCAAGUUACAAAUGUCAUUAUUAGUAUCAAUCAAAGCCAUUGAAACUCCUUGGGGUGAUAAUAGAUGAAGAACUUAAUUUCAACAAGCAUAUAUUGAGUAGCAUGUGCAAAAAGGCAGCUCAAAGAAGUUUUAAUUUUGUGUUGUGGUGUGGGCAUUGUUUAGUGUCUUUUCAUUCUUUUGUAUUAUGUCAUUUGGUGGUCACACCUGUCUGCAACACCAAGAAACUACCAAUAUUCUCAUCUGUUUGCUUGCUAUUCCACCUUUGUUGCAUAGGCAGCUGAAGUAGCUCUUCACCUGAACAGUGUACACAGAUGGUGUGUCACAGGAACACCAAUACAAAAGGGACUGGAAGGUAAGAAAAUGAAAAAUGUUAAAUUACAUGGUCACAUCAUACUUCCCAUAAUUGACCACUUAAAAUGCCAUUUAAGUUAAUAGUGACAUUGCUUUGAUCAAGAUGCCAAUAUCUAAUCAGCACUUAAUUAGAGAUCACUUACUCGACAGCUGGAUCACAGGGAAUGAUUCAUUGAAUUUUUUAAUCUUAAAUUAUUGGAAUGCACAAAUUGUCUAUCAGCAUGCAUUUCCUGCUUUUGUUUAUUGUGACAGAUAUUUAUGGCUUGCUGUUGUUUCUUGGCAUUGAUCCAUACUGCUACCACAAGUGGUGGAAGGCCUUGCUGUAUGAACCAUACAAGAACGGGCAAAGACAAGCACUGUACAACCUUCUGGCAAAGGUUAUGUGGAGAAGUGCCAAGAAAGAUGUCAUCCAUGAGGUAAACUUGUCAUUUUAACAUUCUGCAUUAUUUUAGGAGGUGAAACUGCAUAAUUUUGCAGCUGAAGAUCAAUGAUGACCCACUCAAGCAAAAUACAUAAAAUUCACCUCCUAAGACAUCAAUCAUCUGGCAAAUCAAGACUCAUUGAAUAGUUCAAACCUCCCAGAACCAAUAAUAAUAAUAAUAAUAAUAAUGAUAAUAGUAAUAAUAAAUUAUCAAUGCUUUGACACAGAGUUCUGUUUGAUAGCAUCAGAGAAAACAAUAUACAACAAUCUUACAAGAAUUUCGCAAAUAUAUUUGAGCAUUGUGGUUCAAAAAUUAAAAACAACCCAGUUUGAAAAUUUCAACCCAGUUUAAAAACUGUAACCUAGUUUGGAAAUUUUAAGCUAGUUUGAAAAAUUGAAACUGGUUCAUGAAAAAUUAAACCAAAAAAUUUGAAGCAUAACAUAUAUAAAAUGUAUUAGCUUCUGGACAAUAAAUUGAGUCUGGCUCGUUGGCUGUCUUUUAAUUUUUUCUGCCACUUAUUUUUUUCUAUGAAAUUUUACUGAAAUGACUUUCUAUAAUUAACUGAAUCUAAAACAAUUUUAGAUUCGCUUACCUGAUCAAGAGGAGAAGGUGAAAUGGCUGAUGUUCACUCCAGUGGAGCAGCAUUUUUAUCGCCGUCAACAUGAGGAGUGUGCCAGAACUGCCAUGAAGGUUUCUAUAAACUUUUUAAAGGCUAUUGACAAAACCUACAGUGUAGAUUGAGCAGACUGGAUCAACCCCUGAAACAUUAUUCCUAACCUUUUAUUAUUAUAGCAAAAUACAGGAGUUUAUCUGAUCUGGUCCCAUCCAGGUUUUGUUGAUGCCUCUUUUUAAAGUUCAUGAUGAAUUUGUAAAGAUGAGCAUCAGCUAGCAGUCAGGUGAUCCUUGUCUAAAUCACAAACCAGGUACUGGGAUUCAGGCAGGCUGAACAGGUUAAAAGUCAGUUCAGCUCAGUUCAGUUAACUCAUUAUUAUUUUCCCUAAUUUUGCACUAUCUGUAGUGAGCAAGAGCUAGUCGAGGUGGGCAGUGGUUAGGAAGGUAUUUAUAGAAGCACUAUUAUUUCAAAAAAAGAGAAAACAGGAGAAAGAACAAGAAAGUUGUUGAAGAAUAUAAGUGCCAUGAAAUUUUGAUAUAAUGAACCUCUAUGUAAUAAAGUCCUCGGUAUAACAAACGAUUUUCUUUACCCCAGUAAUAGUAAAAUGUAUGGAAAAGAACCUCAAUACAGUCGCACCUGUAUUAAACGGUCACCCUCGGGGAAUGGCUAAGUGACUGCUUAAUACAGGGUGACCACCAAUAGGUUGCAAGAAAUACAGGUUAAUGAAUGUCCAGUACUGAUAAGAUCAGAAGUUUGACCUCAAAUAGAAACAUUCAUUUCCGGCGUUUUAAUGAUUUGCGAAAAUAACCAAGAAAAUCAAUUGUUGCACCUCGUGUGUUACAUUAUUUGAAACUGUAUGAACAAGUAAUCGACACCUUUUGACCGUUAAAUACAGGUCAAGACAAUAGAAAAAGUUCCUUUGGGACUUCGUAAAUGGUGACCCCGAAUCUUAAUAGAGGUGGCCGCUUAAAUAGAGGUCGCAAUUACAGUACAUCAAGGGGCGUAAUUUUUGGGACUUUAAAAACUGACCGCUUAAUAGAGGGUGACCGCUUAAUACGGUGCCGCUUAAUACAGGUUUCACUGUAUAAUGAAACCUCGUUAUAGCGAACAAAUUUCACCAUCCCCUCGGCCCUUCAUUAUGUGGAGGUCCCACAAUAAAUCCUGUGUUUGUCGCCCAAAUUUUGCAUGAGACAUUGUCUUCGCAUGUUUUAGGGAAUAUGCAGUCCUCCCAGGAACACUUAAGGUCUCAAUCUGUCUGGAACUUCACAUUAAACAAGGCCUUUAGCAGCAGACCAUGUUUGUUACAGAGCAUUAAAUUUGUGCUGUUUUUUUCUGAUUUGCAUGUAGUUGUUGAGUCACUGGGAGAAGACUGACACCAUGUUAAGUGCUAUAGACAGACAUGCAGUUCAUCAGGUGAUUGGGGCUUGAUUUUCUACUCAAGUCAACAGGGUUCUCAUUAAGUACGGCAACCAGCUUAAAAACUGGCUACUUUGAGGUGUGAACCCCAGAAGUGGUGGGGGUACUUCGGAUUUCAAGUGACAGCUAUGAUUGAAUGGGGGCAAAUAUAAAAACUCAAAGAAUCCCUGGACCAAAUUUCCGAGCCAUAAAAAUUCCCAGAGGAACUAUGUAGCUGGGAUACGUGGAAACUAUCACAAUCUUCAGAUUGUUUUGAAUACCCCCCAAAAUCCCUACUUAAAUCACGCUACCCCAAAAAAUCCCAAUAUCGAAAAUUUGAAACCCCCAAAACAUCCUUCAAUCAUCCCUGUCACUUGAAAUCCGGAGUACCCCCCCUGGGGUGUGAGCUAUCUACUUUUGUGGGAAAAUGGGUAAAGUGAGGGAGUAAAAGCCUCAAAUUGCCUACAACACUUGAUUGCCAAGCUACCUACCUACUGUAAAAAUUAAUGAGAACCGUGAGUCAACAGAAUGGAUCUGUUAUUGUCAGGGACUGAGUGUUAGCAGUGAAACUGCUUUUGAGUUGGCCAAUGGUAAGAAUAUUGUUAAUUUACCUCACACUCCACUUGGAGUAUUUUGUUGUAAUGCAAAAGUUUUGUUAGCCAAACACGUAUUUUAAGAUAAAUAUGAGUGGUCCGUUUUUUUAACAGUAUUUAGCAUAAUUUUUGCCAUCAUCAUGUGCAUGUAAUGGUAAUAAAAUUGUUAUUGAUUUUAUUUUUCUUCCUUUCUCAGUUGUUGAAUCCCUUACUACGGUUACGUCAGGCCUGUUGUCACCCUCAAGCUGUGAGAGGAGGUUAUCUGUCAGUGCAGAAAAGGUACAUGCUUCUGUUAAGCGACAGCUGUUACUAAAAAAGCAUCAAGCGACAUACAACUUACAACCAGUACUUACAAUACUGAAAUUAACAUUCUAAUCCCUCUUAUAGUUUGUUUGUUUUUUUUUGGAAAACUUGAAAGUCUCCUGAAAGUCUCUCUCUGAAAGUCCUUCUUUUAAAGGGUCAGAAGAGAUGACGAAAGGAAUGUAAAUUGGGUCCUACUUAUAAAGGUGUCCAUUAAAACAGAGUUGACCCUCAACAGCAUCUUUAAUAUUCAAGAGAGAGUUGACUGCCAAUUCUCUCUUACUCUCCUUAUGAUAAUUUACACUGUACGUUAUCUUAUUCUCACAGCACGCUCACGAUGGACAAGUUACUGGAGAGUCUGAUUUCCAAAGCUAAGCUGGAGUGUGAAGAAGCACACAGACAACUCUUGUUUGCUUUUAAUGGUUGGUGUACCUAAUUAAAAUAAGAUUAGCAAAACAAUUUUCCUAAUUUUGUAAUAGUUAUUUAAGAGUUCCUAGUUAAGUCCUUUAAAAGACUGGUCACCCCCUCAUCCCUCAUCCCCCUUCCCCCCAGAUGUGCAACCAAAAUGUGGCAGUCAUGUCUUGUGGAUCUGCCUUGAGUAAAAGUUAAACUAAAGGUUGUUUAAAUGAUAGUCAAGUUUGGACUUAUUUUAUCUGGUAAGUAACUUGGAUUUUGAAGUGAAAAGCUCUCACCUUACUCGUAUUCUUUUUUACUGGCUACUAAGUAUAUGUAUAGACUGACGUGAAAAAAAUAUUGCUAUCCACAGGUCUUGCUGGAGUUCAUAUUUUGAAGGAAGAGGUCUGUGUUGUUUCUUAACCUUAUUAAACUCAUAUUAUGCAGUAAUUUAAAUCUGAGUAAAUCACACUAAAGGGUUAAUUUCUUGUUUGUUGUUUGAUAUAAAAUAUAGUGGCCACAAGCUGUUGAUAUGUACAGAGAAGCCAUGAGAUCUUGGACAGAGCAUGAAGCUACCUUCAGAACUGAUGCACUUCAGGUAGUCUAGGAAAUGUGUCAAAUUCCAUUGUAGGUCUAGAGUCCUAGAAUUACAUUCUCUUUGAGAAGGAUGGCUUGUCCGUCUACAGGAAAAUUGGAUCGAAACCCACCAACUAUGGCCAAGGUUUAUGAUAUUCCAAUCACUAACAACCUCAGUGGCAGAAAUAGUCCUCCUCAGAAAAUCGACACUAUCACCUGAUAAAGACCUGCAGCAUGUGGUCAAAACAUCACAACCAAUAUCUAGGUGACAAUUGUGAGACAAAUAAUAAACUAAACCCUUUAAGGAUAAAUUAGUUAAAUUUGUUGAUUUAGUAUCUCCAGUCUUCUUUUAUUUUACCUUUACAUGCUGAUUUUGCUUGAUAUUCAUUAAUUUUGUGCCCACAAUUAUGAUUUUAUUUGGUGCAGAAGUUACACACCCUCUUCAACUUGUCUGAAGUCCUCCAUCAACAUCAGUCAGGCAGUUCAAGAACUUUAAAUGAUGAUAAACUACAGGAUCAAGUGAGUCUUGUCUUGACAAACUGAAAUUGUGACAUGUCUCAUAAAUACUAAAUACAACACUAUCCAUCUCAUUUUCUACUUUCUCUCUUGUUUGCUAGCUACCUCUAUGUUCAAGUUUCUACCAUCUUGUCUUUCUUUUCCAUUCAAUUCCUACUCUCUUAUCUACUUGUUUUCACCCCUUUUAGAAUAACAAUUUUUGGACUUAUUUUCAGGUAAAAGAUCUUAAAAACAGCUACAUGCAAAGAGCCAGUACUCAAGUAACCGCAGCACAACAAAAUUUGGAUGUUGCCAAAUCAACUCUUGCUGAAAUUAAGCAAAAAGUGAGUUUGUCCAUGGUUUGAAAGGCUCAUUGUGUCCUAAGUCAUAAUGAAAAAUAGUAGCUAAUAGUAACCACAGCUUAUGGAAUGUGUUUGGCUGGAAACAUUUUAGUGACAGUGUUGUCUUUCAGUUGAAUAGAGUAAUUUCACUGUCUUUCAUGCUUUGCUGACAAAAUAGACUCUCUCUGCAAACAACCUGCUGGAUUCAGAAGCAGCACACUUUUUGCUAGGACUUUGAUAAAUCAUUCAAAGGAAAAUUCUAAGAAGCAAAAAAGAGCUUUUCACUAAGAAAAUGUAAACUAGGGAAUGGGAUUGUGGUGUAUAUAUAGUGUUGGAAGACAAAUGAUGAACGGAAAAUCCUUCAAUAAGUUUACCUUGUGUUGAUAGGGUACCCAUUCAUUUCUCAAACAAAAUUAAAAAAACUGCAAUGCUUGAUAGAGAGUGAGUGCCUAAGACACUCAGGAGCUCUUGCUGUUAGUAGUCAGCUCCUUGAUGGAGACCCUUUCCAUGGAUGGCAAAGCCUUGAAACCCAGCCAUGAGCCCCACCCAGAUGGACGACACCCAUCCCUCUGAUAGAACUGUAGAAAGGGGAAGAGGUUAUGUCCUUCUGGUAGAGGGGAAGCGCCUUUUACCAAGUGCUUACCUGCUCAAAACGACUAACUUUGCCCUCUAAAGGUCUUUCAGUCUGCGCACACAUGAAAUCCUGGUGCCUGCAGGGCUCGGCAAAAGACCUGUCCCAUCGUCUGGGACUAGUAGAUUUUUUGGACAAGUGACUUUGCAACCUUACUUGUCCAAUGGGCAAGGGUACAUGCAAGUCGUCAAGUACUUAAACCGUUAGCUAAGGCAAGGAAGCAAUAGCCUGCAUAGCAGGCGCUUGAAAAAUGUUUUUCUUGAGCCCAUAUUACUCUCAAACGCCUGCUACGAGGGCUAAGGAAGAAAUGGCCCUGGGCAAGCAAAAUUUAAGAGCUGCUUGUCCAAAGGACAAACUGCAAUUCAAACUUUUUUUAAGGACUGGCAUUUAUGUCUCUCAGCAGUGUUGACUAUAGGGAAACAUGUGUGCUCUCUGUUCUAUUAACUCCAUUAAACUGCGUUUAGAUGCAACAGUAACCUGAUUAAGUCGAAAUCUUGUAGCAAUGAAGCAGAGCGUGGUCUUUACUUUGUAAUUACAUGUGCUGUUCUGUUCAGGUGGAUUUGCAUUCCCCAUGGUGGGUGGAAGCUCUUCAGAACACAGCAACCAAAGGAAUGGAAGGUGAUAUCUGUCAAAGGAUCAAAGAUGAAUUAUCAUCCACAGCCACAGAACUGGGUUCUAUUGGAAGGUGUGUUGUGCUUAGUUAUUCUUCUUAGCUAUUAGCUAUAAUAUUAUUUUGCUACAGUUUUGUUCCAAAUCCUUCAGCAAAACACUGCAUGAAUGCACUCUCCAUAAUUUGGAUACAGUUAUACCUCAUCUAGCGUACUAGUGGUUUAAACUACAAUUCUUGUAAAUUUCGGUAUUUGGGUAGCUGGUCGCUCAUAAGAGGUGAUUGUUUAUGAGUGGUAGUCAAACAUGGAGGUUUGACUGUAGCCGUUGUAAAUGAAACUGAAGAUAAACUCAGCAACAUUUGUUUACAAGUUGUCCACACUUUCGUUCGUUCUCUGUAUUUUGUUCAAUUUGCGCGUGGUUUAACUGUUACAAUUCUGUCUUCACCAAUACUUUUGGCAGGUUUACAGACCUCCGUGGAUUACAAUAUCUUGUAUCUUCUAAACUUGACUUAAUUGAGGUAAGGCGUUAAAACAAAGCCCUAAGAGGGGGAUGCUUGGUACUACCUCUCUUCUGUUUGUUUCUUCAGGGGAGAGGGGAAGGGGGCAAUCUAGGUACAUUCCAUUUGACUUAAGAUUCUCAGUGCAUUGGCCUCUGAAAGGAAAUACGUGAAAUGAUUCAUACUUUAAACUGCGGAUAAAGAUAUGAAAGUGGAAAUGAUCCUCGCCGUCGAAUAAACAACCUAAGCGUUUUAAAAAGAACCUGAAAAAAUUCAGACUUGACCGGGAAUGGAACCCUGACCUUUGCGAUGACCGAACACAACGCUCUCUCCAUUAAGCUAAUCAAGCCAACUGGAGAGAAGGCCAUCGUAUCCGUCGUCAUAAUUUUUAUGUCGUCUAUGAAAAAUUGUAAUUGAGGAUGCCUAAUUUACACAAGCUUUACAGUUUUCUUUAAGCCUCCUCGCCAUUACUUUCUACAUUAUUGUAUCUUUUUUUGUAAUUGUAACAAUUUAUCUGUGUGGCAAAAAAAUAAAUACAAAUACAAAAGUAGUGGCGAAUUUAUGAUACCACGACAUGUUGACGGUAGCGAAACCUUAAAGUGAAUUUGCACUUGCUUCUAACAAACUUCAACUCGAUCAAUUUGUCAAACGUAGACGCAUUCUAGCCUGGACUCAGAUUUGUAAGGACCGCAUCCAAGUUCUUAAAAAGAAAUAUCUAUUUUCGAUGUUUUCGUCACGGUCGUGUAAUCUUAUACUCUUUGAUAUUGAGGCCAACUGCUACAAAUGAAAGAAGACUAACACAUCAUGUUACUGUCUGUCCACAGUCCACUUAUAAUAACUUGCUAGUGUCUCUGGAAAGCCUUGUGGUGCCACCCACUCCUCAGCUGGUACAAGCCAGUGCUGAAUGUUGCUUGAGGCCAGCAGAUGAUAGUCGUGCCAGCAGGUAUAACAUCGUUGAGUGAGCGUGAGACUAGGGAUCUUAACAAAGGUGGAUUUUCUUCUCCUUUUUCAAGAAAGUACGCAUCCACUUGUGGCGUAUUUAAAUCGUUUUUGCUCAUCCACACAAAUGAACUGAAAUGAACAUCAUCGUAUUUUUCAACUCCGUUACUUAAACGAGAAGCCGGUGUUUUCAAAAAUCUUCACUCUGGGGAACGUUUUCAAAAACCUGCGUGUUGGGGGCCCGAAAACACCGUUUACGUGUGAACAGAAGGCUGUAAAAUGGAGAAAAAAUAUCCGUUUUCAAAAAUAUCCGGAUACCUGUGGAUGGGCUCUGAGUCUGUGUUUGUUUGUUUGUUUUUUUUUCAGAUGUGCCUUUUGUCAAGUGGAUGACAUUUUUACUGAAUAUGAGUCACGUAUUUUUGGUCACCAGGGAAUGAAGGGAGUGGAUGACAAUAAGUAAGUUUAAUGUCCAGUACUUGAUUCUCCCUCGGUGAUUGCAAAACAUUUCUCGUAUUGUUGUCAGAGAGACUGGGGUAGCAUAGCCUGUUCCAGGCUCCAAGAUAGUGGUGAAAAGUCGUUCAGUCAAAAAAAGCGAAAAACUCGCGAGGACUGGGGAGAGACAGCCCAAGUCGUGCGGGUACUUUAAAAACAAACUCUCUAUGAAGCUUAGCCGAGAGUAGUAUGAUAAUUUCAAGUUCAUUAUACUAGAUGCUUCAGUCUAACCUUUAAAUUGUCUUUUUUCACAGCUUGCAGACUGAUGAAUCCCUUGAUUGGCAUCGUCAUGGUAACACAGGAGGCUUAAGAGCGGAGUCUGAGGUUGAGAAAGUAUUGAGAGUGGUGCACAACUUUAUAAAGACUAACAGUGAGUUGUAAUAAAUAGAGAUAACACAGGUGCCUUCUGAAUCUCAACAACAGCCAAUAAAAGAAGGAAGAUAGUAUCCCCAAAACAUUCCCAUGGUACAGUUCGAAACAACCCAAACCCAGUCUCUCGGGCGCCCCCAAGAGGGUGUUUGGUGUGAAUGGUCACGCCGUAGUAUUUUGUCGACCGGUUUAAAGUAAGAACCACUUUACAUACCAUCAUACCUGGUUCCUUACUCUCAUUCUAAAAGUGGAGUGGGUAGCAGUGGCGUAUCCAGUGGAGCCCCCUAUUUCCAGACCGGGCCUUCCUCACUCCGUGUCAAGGUCUGAAUCCGGCACUGCGUGGUACUAUUUAUCAGGGCUCGGAUAAUUCCCGUCCGGUGGUCCGGGACAAGUACAUUUUCUUGCUGGGCAAGGUAACGUUGAGGCUUACAUGGUCGUCCCCGGCAAGCAAAAUUUGAGAGCUGCUUGCCCAAAGGACAAGCUGGAAUUGAAGUUUUUUUCGAGCCCUGUUUAUACAUACUAUUCUCAUUAGGCACUCUGUCAAACUAAAGUUUUACUGCAAUUUGGUUUCCUGCAGAAAUUGCCCCACCAGUACAGCAAGAAGGUCGCCAUCACUUGAAUUUGAUUGAGGGUCUCAGAAAAGAGUUUAAGGUUAGUGGUCACUUUGUUUCAAUUCUAGUACUCGCGGGUUUUGUCACUGGUUUCGAUACCAAAUAUGUUUCGCUUAAAAUUUUUAGGAACACAGUUCUACUUUGCCUUCAGUAUAGGCAAAGAGCUAUUCAACGAGAAACGAGAACAGGGGCAUGCUUUGUCUCUUUAAAUCAGGUUGUUCUACUCUCUGUUUCCGACUUGGAAAUGAGCGAUAUAUGUUGUGACUGUUUUUCUGUUGUUCUUGUUAUUGUUACAAAUUUGGCAAAUUUAUGGAUUUACUUGCCCCUUCAUUUACACGUGUUUAGCGCGAAGAACGUGUUAAAGAAACCAUAUAAUUUCUUUACUUGUUACUGUAGACGGGGCUGCUAUUUCUACAUGCCUAUUUGAGCCCUGUGAAGUUGUAGCCGUGGUCAGAUCACGGAGGGUAACUUCGUCCUAAAGACGUAGUCAAAACGAUCAACAAAAUUGAAUAAGAGAUGCAGCAGGCUUAUUGUCUCAAUAAUUUUAUUGUUUGUCUCUUGCAGUUUCUGAGAGCAUUGUGGUUUGCACUGCACGAGCGUGUUUCAUCCCUUGAUGAGCUGGACAUGUGUACGACACGCCUUAGACUCCAGCUGCCAGGCGAACCCUCUACAGAUAACAUUCAUGUUAUUCAUCCUCUUCAGGCAAGUACAGCUGGCCAGUGAAAGCGCUCUUACACUGGUAAAAUAUUUUCGCCGAAAGCAAAUUAGUUUUGUUGAGGUUGUUGCAGUUAUGAGAAUAAACGCCCCUCUCUUUUAAACGUCUCCUGUCUAUUAAAUGCUUCCCGCUUGGACCCCUAAAAUUAAAUAGAUGCCCAGGGCGUUUAUUAGGUCAUUUACGGUAUGUCUAGCAUAUUUUUGUUGCCUUAAUUCGCUUGUAACAUUGCAGGUGGAGCAACAGCGUCUCAAGUUCAUGUCUGAUAGAUUAGUCGCACAAACUGAACUGAGGAAAAAGCUUGGUCAGCUUCUUUAUCUCAACAACUUGGCAAAGGUGAGGAAUAUAUAAAAAAAUGUUUGAUCGCAAUGGGAUUCUAAAAUCGGCUUGUUAAAAGUGAUUUCACGAUUUCUCUAAUUGUGCAUUGUUGCGCUGUGGAAUCGGCUAAAAAAGUUCGCGCCGUUUUCUUAUUCAGACCGAAAUAAGACCAAACCAAUGACCACCUGUCGUAAGUUGGUCGCCCGCGUUUUUCCCCGGCGCUUGUUUCCGGCAGCCUGUAUUUUCUUUGAAUUCUGAUUGGUUCACGUGAUUUUCUAUGUUUUCCGUGAUCGGCUACUCUCGUCUCAGCUGAACAAUGAUCACCAACUGUUACUUGGUCGCACGUGUUUUCCCACACUUCAUAAUUACCUUUUGCAAACCUGUUGCGUGUAUUUGCUUUAAAUUUUGAUUGGUUCACCCGAUUAUCUGUGUUUGCCGUUUGUGUUUUACUCAGCUCCACAAUCAUCUCUAAUCUUGACUCGGUCGCACGUUUUUUUCCCGCGCUCAAUGCCGGCUACAUGUGUUAGCUUUGAAUUCUAAUUGGCUCACUAGAUUAUCUGUGUUUGCCGUGAUUGGCUACACGGCUGAACAAUACCAGAAUACCGAGUCUGGGAAAUUAUGUUGUUGUUGUUGUUUGGAAACUAUCGAUUCUAUAAGACCCUGGUUGGAAGCAAGUGUUCUUACAACCCUGUCAUUCUUGCUUUUCAAGUUUACUUUACCUCAUACAAAGUGUUAAUUUUCUUUUUUUUUUUCAGACGCAGACAUACCACGACGGAAAGAAUCCAGAACUGUGUCCCGUGUGCGUCAAACAACUGGGUGUCCAGGUAAAGACGUCAGUCUGUAGCGAAUCAUAGAAAUUAAAAAGUUAUCUCUGUUUUAUGUGCGGUUGACAUAAAUUGGAGGCAGAAUGAACUGAGAAACAAAAACUGUUAGCAAAGAAGUCAAUUCUUUUACGUGGUAACAAGUGGUGAUUUCCCGCGCUCACAAUGGCGGCAUGUUUGUGCGUCCUUGAAUGCGACUGCAAAUUUUCGCGCGGUUAGCAAAGCUUCCAAGUUUUCCCCCUUGUAGUUUAGUGGCACCUUCAAAUUCCUCGUCCUUGCCAGCACUUGGAGGUUUCCCGCCUUAGGCCGGCAAUUGCCAUUCAUCCACUGAGAAAUGCUUAUUGGGGUCGAUCCAUUCCUUAUGCGUUCUCUCUGGGGGUCUUCUCCCGAGGGGGUAGGGGGCUCAUACAAAGCGUAGAUCUACCUGUAAAACAUAUAUGCAAUUAUAAGUCCCCUGGAUAUAAGCCCCCCCCCCCCCCUCUGAAUUCGAUUUAUUAUGACGUUUUGAAGCUGAGUUACAAACCAGUAAAUACAAAACGUAUUUUGAUCAGCAUGUAUAGCUUGUUUCGAUGCGCCUUUUCUAUUCCAGUUUGUAUUUGCCCCUUGGAUAUAAACCCCUCCUUUUGUAAGCCCUCCUAGGACUUAUAACUGGCAGUUUACGGUAUUCCUUGUAUUCAUAACGGACCCUUGUUCUUUUUUGCAUUUACUGCAUCCUUCUCCUUCAGGAAAAUGGUUAUUGGCUACAAACCAUUUUUGGCCUCUGUCAGCCUUUUGCCGUUAUUCAAUCACCUAAGUAUCAUACAUUCACUUUUUCGUUUGCACCUGGACUUUGAAAUAGAGUUACCGCUCCAGCCAGUGUGUGAGCUCUAUUUCUAUAUCCUAAUUUUGUUUCAGUGGAGCGUAUUCUCUUGUGGCCACUGUAUUUGCUGUCAGUGUGCCUGGGUGCUCUUACGUCAGGCCGGCGUUGGUCCCCGCCACAGGAACGUACACGUCAAGUGCCCUAUGUGCCGCAUACCUACCAUUGCACAAGAAAUCUCCUACGUCAGUACCGCUAGGACGCAAAAGGAAGAGUCCGAGGAGAAUAUUUCAGUCAAGGUAUCAGUUAAGAAUACGUUUACUCUUUUUAAAUAGUGUCCAUUUCUUCGUUCGCUUUUCAGUUACUUGAGCAUAUCACUCGUUUUCUUGCAUUUUACAUUUGAAAUGAGCCCUUAAGUACUUUGCUCUUAGUUGUGUGUGUAUUUUUUUAAGGUUUAACACUUUUGUUUCAGUGUUUUCAAUAUGUGGCUAUUAAUCUCUGUUGACGUUAUUUUCCCCCUUAGGGAAGCCACUCAACUAAAGUUGAAGCUAUUGUCCGUACGUUGUUAGCUAUUAAGUCAGCAGACAACACAGCAAAAUGUCUCGUCUUCUCUACGGUGAGUUUAACUAGUCAAUCGAAGUCAAAAUAGACGUGUCACUGCCGGACGAAAAUCAACCCAAGCCCAACAAGUCCCCACUCAAUCCUCCCACAUUUGUAGCGCAAGCUUAGCGUGCCCAACCUUGAAAAGAACUGCGUAUUCAACGUUAAACAUAACUUUAUGCCCCCUCCUACCCCUAGUCCAGUAGGUGUGACCUGAAAGCAUUCUCCGCUUGCCAUUCGUCCCGCGAUCGUCAAAAUAAGAAGGAAAGAGGGGAGGGGAGGAGGGUAAAGAGUUAAAAAUUAUAUUAUAGUGACACAUUGGUGUUUGAAAUUUUGUUGUGGACAGUAAUUAAGUGCAAGGAAUCCUUCCUUUUUGUCUCAACUGAGCAGUACAUUUUCGUUAAUUUAGGCUGCUCAUUGGGAGCUCAAUCCUUGAAUGAAUUUGACACAGCUUUCCCAAAUCACUUAAACAAAGGGCUAUCAGGGGCGGAUCCUUGAAUUUUUUGAAAAGGGACUGUUGCACUUUGACUUUUUGUUAGAAAGUGGUUAUCGGCCGAGUUGUCGCCAUAAUUGUGGACCAGCUGCCAGCUGAGAAGCAGAGACAACCACCUGUUUCUCAAUGUGUGAUCGCCGGUCGCCGUUGGCGCGGGAAAUACUGCUUUGCUAGCAGAGGCGAACAGAUCACUGGAGGGUACCCAAAAACAAUUACAUUUUUGAAUAUCCUUGGAAUUUAGUUUGGUGGCAAAAUGCAACGCGUUUCUUUACAAAAGUCAGCCAUUUAAAAAGUGAUGUAAAACUUUCAGUCUCAGACAAGCGUCAGAUGUGAUAGCGGGCGUCCGGAUUCCCCGGACCCUCUUCCUGUAUCCGCCACUGGCUAUGAUGCGUUUUAUUUAACUAUCCAUGUUGUGUUUCAUUUCCCUGUAGUGGCAGGAUGUGUUGGUUGUUAUCGCAAAAGCGUUGGAUGAGAAUGGUGUCAAGUAUAGACACAUCACCGGAAGCAAACAUUUCCAAGUAAGUGAUCGAUAAAAAUUAGAGAGUGAAUUUCAUAAAUUGAAAUCAGGCUUUCUUUUUGCAACUGCAUAAGUUGCGUAUUUAACUGUGAUGAUCCUUUCCGCAUUUAUUACAACUAAACAGUGCUUAAUAUGCGCUUUUUUGGCGAUCAACCGAAUCUCUGGAUAUUGCUGUUGUCCAGAAAGUUGGUAAAAUUCGAGGUCAUCGGCUUUUCGGUAUUGUAUGGAUUGAACAAUGCUUCAUUGACAUAAACAUGGAAGGUGUGGUCGUGUUGGUUCGGCAAUAGCCCUCGUUCGAUAUAUUAAAAUUCUAACCCGACUCCGAGGCUUUGGGGACAAACUUGCAAAUUUUUUACGACUCUACUGACUCGCAAUUCCUAGAAGAGACUGGGGCACAAGGAAAACCAAACCAAAUAUAGAAAAAUGACCAGAAAGCCUCGGAGUCAUGCUAGAAUUUUGAUAUAUCGAACAUGGGCUUUUUGAAAUAGGCGCAAAAGAUUGGGUUAGUGUUGUGUCGAAUUGCACUAUGGGACUGUUUUGGUGGGGGGAUAGCUUUUUUUUAUUGGUUCUCACACAGUUCCCACAAUGCAAUUCGACACAGCAACGACCUUUUCUCAUGCAUAAUCUCAAAUUGGUCUGUAAAGAUACCCGGGCAACACUGUACAAAUGGAGAAGUGAAGUGAUGACGUUACAAAAUCGAAAUUUGUGAAAUUAUAUGAUUGGUUGGCAUAAAGAACAGCAUGAAAAAUGUUCACUUGCUAAAAAUCAGCCUGUUGGUGCAAAUCGGUGAGAAGAUAUAAGCACCGUUAUGCUCCGAUGACUCCAUAUAAAUCCUUCUCAAAUAGGCCACGAUCGUUAACGUUAUUAUGCAAGCCAAUUUAAAAGGAUUUUUAUGGAGUAGUCAUCGCAAAUCGUGCUUAUGUCUCCUCGCCAAUUUGCUUUAACAGCCUGCUUUUUGUCAAGGGGGCUUUGUUCUUUUUGAACAUGCUAACCAAUCCCGUAAUUUCACAAGUUUAGAUUUUAUGACUUCAUCAGUUCUCUUUAUUAAAUGAUAACUGGAAAACAUUGUGUUCUGGCAAACUGAGUUACACUGACGGAUAUAAGAGGUUCGAAGUUAAAAACAACAAGGACAAACUAUGGAAAAAAUGAAAAGUUGAACAUAAAUGCUCAUAAAUUCCGCUGAAUUGUUAUCCUUUUCAAUUUUCUUUAAUUUAUCCUAGCCUUUGGUUUUUCAUUUGCCGCGUUAUUCAAAUCUUCCUUCACUGCUUUAAGUGGUGGCCAGUUUGUAAUGAAUGAAUUUUUCUAAUCUGGUUUUCAUUUGUAUCCAUCUUGACAUCUCGUUAAUUCCCAGACAAACCUACAGACGUUCAAGCAAGAUGCUAUGGUUGGUGUACUCCUCUUGCCGCUCCAGACAGGCUCUAAUGGACUGAACAUCAUAGAGGCAACGCAUGUGCUGUUAGUAGAACCCGCUUUAAACCCUGCCCAUGAACUGCAGGCUGUAGGCCGCGUGCAUCGGAUUGGUCAAACCAAGUAAGGCUUAUUGUGUAGAGCGAGAUCUGAUUGAAUAUUGGAAUUCCAAAUCAGGAUAUAUUCACCCUGCCCAAUCAGUAACCGAGAAACCAAGCAGAACUUGAACUACUACGUUGAGUAAAAAAAAUUUCUGUGAGCAGUGCUAGACACAAAAAACAAGUCUGAACAAAUCACAUAUGGAUGUUUCUAUUGAGCGAGAAUGUUUCGCCACUGUGUAACUGCGGUACCAUGACAGUGAUGCAAAAGCAAGCUCAAGAGAAACAAUUUCCCCGAAAGUGCUUCCUCGCAGUCAGCGGAAGACGCAAAUUAUUUCCGAUUUUGAUUGAAACCAUUUACUCCCUUUUCCCGAUCAAGCCAAGCCAAUCCUGCGUUCAGUAAAACCCCUUUAGUGACUUUAUCCCCUAUUUGCAUUUGUUUCGAGUUCCCAUUGUUUUCGCUUUUUUACACAGUGGAUGAUUGAUUGUGUCAACUACUGUUUUCACAGUGAAUUACAAACUGCUUGAGUUCUUAUAAUAGCCGAAUGUUUUGGACCUUUUAUAAUAGGAAUUUUUGGACCUUUUGUGCAAAAUUCAUUAACGUGGGUGACAUCACAGUUUAUUAGGGAGCUUAAGCAACAACGACGGCAGCGGCAGUGAAAACAUCACUAAAAAAUGAAUUUGCGUCCUUUCAAACUUUAUCGCGUCUAUUUGGACCCGCUCAAUUCGUCAAAUGUAGCCGGGCGACUUUUCCUGGAGCUGAAUUCUUGAGGGUUUUAUCUAUAUUCAAAUAGAGAAAGAAAGAUGUGUCGUAGUAUGUCCAUGUCCUCCAUAAAACGUCGCAUUGGGAGGUUUCAUGUCGUAGUCGUGCAGUGUACGUCAAAGAAAUGUACUAUACAGCGUGAUGCACGUGCAGAGCUGUUGUUUUGCUCAUUAAGCCAAUUGUUUUUUGACGUUGUUGUUGUCGUCGUUGUCGUCGUCGCGUAGUUGUUUAAGCUUCCUAUUGACGGCUGAGUUUGUAUGUAUAUCUUUGGAAUUCAUGACAUUUGCCCAAAAUAACUCGACUGCAGAAUUCCCUUGUUUACCUAUUGAAACGCUUCUACUCUCUCCGCAGGCCUACCCAUGUAUAUCGUUUUAUUAUACGUGGAACUGUUGAAUCUCGGAUGUACUCCUUGCUUCAGUCAAAGCCAACUGGCUCAGUGAGGUAACUUGUCCACUUUAUAUUCCUGUUCAUACUCCCCUUUAAAUAUUUAAAAAGAAGACAAAAUAAGCUUUCGAUCGUAUAAAAAAGAAGUAUCAUUACUUCUGAAACUCCGAAAAAGAAGAACUUAGAUCUGCAUUCUGCCGAAACAAAUGUUAGUUGUGCUUGUAGGUGGUAAUAGGUGCAACAAUCUCACCUUGUAACGUAAUCGUGUUGCGUGACAAGUGGGUGUGUCUUAAAUUGUUUGUAUUAAGUCCAUUUAUACUUUGCCUUUAGGGACGGACCAUUAGAAAACUUAUGGGGGGGGCGCGUGACCAAAAAAAUUCGCAUGACCUAAAUUUAAUUUGUAUUUGCAGUCCACCCUAAGAAAUAAUCAUGCCCUUAAAAAAUCUACAAGGAAUUUGAUAACGAAAAAAAAAAAUUCCUGCUACUCACUCCAUAACUGGCAAUGGUCCGUCCCUUAGAAUAUUCCACCACUCCAUGAUUGAAUUUUCCUGGUUAAAUUUUGCAUAUAAUUGGUUAAUUUGUCAUUCUAUACUUCUUUGAUCAUCAAGGCUGAUUUCCACAAGACCUAGGUCCGCAACAAAAAAAGUUCAGCUAUCGCAGCAAUUGUAUAGAACAACUCUUCUACGAUCGUAUACGUAGCCACUGUUUUGACUAAAAUCGCUGAGAUAGACUUGAAUUCUGUAUAUAUUAUUAUAUUGGCCAUUUUCAGGUUGUUCUUGGGACUGGAUCAUGUGCAUGGCAAUGCUCUAUGGGACUGUAUCUCUUCUCUUACUGGCUUUUACAAGGUUGCGUAGGAAACUGGGUCCCAGAACAUUCCCAUAGUGCAAUUCGACACAACACGAACCCAGUUUCUCGCGCAAAUUCCAAAUAUUCAGGUCGCAGUAGCCUGCAGAACAGGCGUUAUUUUUUCGUGUUUUUUUUUUAGGCGAGCGAAGGCAAGCGAAGCGGGCGAGGAGAAAGAGAUAUUCACAGCGGGGGCUUCGUUCGUCCUUCGCCCGAAAAUCGUGAAAAAAAUGACGCCUGUUUUGAGGCUAGGUCGUAGCGACUGAAGCCAUCGUAGUGAUUAUAUCAUAUGGAAAUCAGGCCUAAUGCGUAACGUUUUCUCUAUCAUCAGACCGGGAGCACGUGACAGCGAGAACUCCAACUUAACGCUGGGUGACCUCGCCUCCCUUUUCACCCAAGACGAUGAACAGGACGAGGAGCAGUGCAUGACGGGAUCAUACAACUUCGUAGACCAAAGUGGACCAUCUACGUAGCUACAAUGAAAACACAAGUGCAUACGAAGUUUGGGGCCCUUUUAGGGACUGAUCAAACAACGUGAAAACUGUUAUCGUAACUCAAGUCUUAUGACGUUGUUCAAUCAGUCCCCACCAUAGUCUUUUUGAUAAUCAUUUUAUUUUUACCAAUUUUAAUAAUUGUUCGAUUCCACGUAGAGCAAAAUUGAUUGUAGGGUUUUUGCUUUGGUUUUAAACCGUAACUUUCCUCACAGCGCUUUCUCGAUAAAGUUUGCUUGCAAAAUGUAGGUAUUGUAUUGCCUAGUCCCUAGGCCUCAUUAUUCCGCGCGGCCAAAGCAUUUUGGGUCACGUGGUCCAAGCGAAGAUGUGAGGGCCUUUCCCGCCCGUUCGCCUCUGAUACGUCAUCGUAGCGAAUUGACCGAGAAGGCCUGGGAAAACGCUGUGCAGGGACUAGGCGAGGUAUUGUAAAUGCAUGUUUUUUUAAUUGUUAAGCACAAGGCCAAAUGAUGGCUGGAUGUUGCUAUAGAAAAAAGAACACGGUCUAUUUUAAACCAUUUGAAAGGACAUUGAAUGGAGGUCGGUUAUUGUAAGAUAUAUUAUGUGGCUAAAACAACUACUACGUGGGUUAAGCGUGGCAUCCAGAACGUGCAAAACACCUCCAGUCACACUUUAAUACCAGCAUAAAUGUUGCGUCUUUUUGCUCUCUGUAUAAUAAGAUAAUUAUCCGGGAAUUUUGUUCGAUAGUAGUUGUUUCACCAUUUUAAGAACCAUUGCCAAUAGCAAUAAGAAACCGCCACACAGUUAGCUGGUCUGCUGUGCAAAAGAUCAUAGAUUCAGACCACUUCGAACCACCGACCAAGCUCAAAUCAAGCUGGCUGUGAUUAAGACAAAAAACAAACAGAAGUGUACUAUAAUGAACAAAAUGUGCAGUCAGAAAACUUGAAACUGUAAUUUUUACAUGUUAUUGUGCCCGUACUUAUACACACACUUUGUCAAAAUAAAGACUUUCUAAAGCCAGCGUAUGUCAUUGGUGUGCCUGUCUCAAAAUUUUGGUUAUCUCAACCUCGAAGUUCUUUAGUAUCGAAAAUUCGGGAACUUAAGUAAUAACGACUGCUACGGCUACGAAAACUUCAGUUAAAAAGUGUUCGCGCGGCCUCAAACUUAAUCGCGCGUAUUCCAUCUCGUUCAAUUCGUCAAAUGUUGGCGACUUUUUUGGAGUUGAACUCUAAAGGACUGCAUCAAAGAUCAGAAAAAAAAAAGAGGGUCGUUGUCUUGUGUUCAUGUCUUCCACAAGGGGUGAAAUCACGGCAAAGAAAUGUACAAAAAAGCGUGAUGCACGUGCAAAGUUGUUUUUUUUGCCAAGCUGAAACCUACUGCUUUUUUUGCCGUUCUCGUUGCCGUCGCCGUCGUCGUUGCUUAAGCUCCCUAUUAUCAUAUAACGCCAACGUUUGUGGAGCAGCCGCUGCUUCACGUGUUCACGAGAUAAUCCAGUCAAUAUAGUCGUCAAAGCAUCAAUGGGUUAACUGAAAAUUUUAUUAUUGAAGGGCGAAAGCAAAAUGUUUACGUGAAUCUUGUUUUCAAAACAGUUAAUUUAUGUUUUUAUCCUGAAACUUUUUAAAAUGAUUGCCAUAUUUACGCCGAAAACCGUAAAUGUUAUUGAGAGAAAACAACUAAACCAAAAGAUGAUUACCACACAAAACUGAUUAAAAAAAACGUUUCCUCUUAAUUUACAAAACACAUGGUCUAAGUCACGCGGAGACGCGAAAAACGGUUCGGGACGCAUCAGGGAUAGGAAUAUGAAGCACGCUGGAUUUGGAAAUUUUCUAGCUAUGUUAUAAAAAAGUUAUUUCGUUUUUGCCGUAAAUGCUUCCGAAAAGAUGUUAAAUUUUUUAGCUACGCCCCUGUCGUGGAAUAAAAGGUAAACAAGGGUGCGAUCCUCUCAACUAAACAGUCUAGUGAACUGAGUGGGUUGGUUCGUUUAGGUUACAACCUUUGUUACAACCUGAGGGCUCCUGGUUACAACUGAAAACGUUCGGUUGCCCUUUGGCAUACUAUGCCAAAGUAUGCCAAAGGCUACCGAACGGCUUAGAACGCUGCAUUCCUUUUAACUGCUAUAUUAAAUGCAAUGUCUUUUUAAUAUGAAAAAAACCAUGAAAGUAGGAAGUUCUCAUGACUUUUUUUACCCCAUAAAAGGCGUUUGUCAGCCCUCUUAAGUCCUUUUCCGGACUGAAUAGACAGAUUUUCCUCUCCUUUCAUAUACUUCAACUAGUGAAAUCCGUACGCUAUUAUUUAUCUGAAGUCUGAAAAAGGUACCACUUUCGGGCGGAGCCUCCCCGUAUGGGACAGAGUUCCUCCCCGGUCCCGCGGGGGUGGGGGGGAGGAAUAGCGCAACCGCAACUAUAAGCGUAAGAUGAGGAAGCUUGUGCUUAUACUUGAGUUGAGACCUUCUUCGUGGGAAAUUAAAACGGGUAAAAUUCCUCACUGCAAGUCAGUGCAAAAAACAUUACCUGAUGCUGUUUUCUGUGCAGCACAAGCGUUAGUGAUUGGUGGGUAUAAUUUAGGAUUGAGGAUUGUAAUACCAGGUUUUAUAGCAUGACGGUUUGAUCAAUUCACAUUCGAUUCUACAAAAAACCAGUAAACAAAGGCGACUCUUACUAUCGGCUGUAAAAUGUACCUGCAAUAAGCCAGGGUCACAAAUAACUCCUCUGCGCCCUGUGACAUCAGAGCAAGCUGAGGAAUUCUAGAGGCCAAUUCGUGUGUUUUAUUUGACGUAUACAGUGACCACGCGUGUCCGUUACGUGUUUUACCCAUAAUGCGUUUUCUCUCUUUCAGACAAUCGUGGUCUUUGCGAUAUUUUCUGGCAAGGAGCAAUGUUUGUCCGGAAUUCUUGGCUGUUUUAAGCCUAAAACGUUUUCUUAAUGUUUCAUCAUUGCCGUGUAAUCGUUUGAUAGAGCAAAAGGAAUCAGGAAAUGUCUUUAACUGGGGCAAAUACCACUCCAUUAGGCCGUCUUCACCCCAUAUUAGCGGCGAAGCAACAAGGCUCUUCCAGUCCUGGCGCGAAAAGAGAGGCCGGUAAUUUUGAUUCAGGAGGUUAGUUUUACUUAAGAGACUACCAUGAAUUGUUACAAAUUUAAUUUUAUGUGUGCUGCGGUUAGAAAAGUAGUGUUUAUUGAGAAUCUGGCAUUAGUGAAACGUCUGCCAACUUGAUUACCAUGUUCCGGAAAACACUAGACUUCAUGAUCAGCUUCGAAUUCCACUAAUUGAAUCCGAAAGAUCGCACGUAAAUGUCACCUAAUCAUCGAUAACUCUUUACAUUUGAACGUUAUUUAGGAGUUCAUCAUCUGCUUGGAUGUCAAGUUGAUUAACUUUUUAAUGUUUAUGUCGAGAGAUUACGCACAUGUAUUAUUACUACAACUCGUUAUUGAAUGCCAAAUAACAAUAGUUUACAAAUCAGGAGCAACUUCAGAAUAUGCUGUCAUUCAUUCAGUUUCUUCACUCAGAUUUGAUGUUUUGAAUUAAACUGGUAUACAAGACUUCAGCCGUGUGGUUGUAAAUAUGAAAUUGUCAACAAAGUGAAAUGUUCUGCUAACAAUAGUGCAUGGUCCAUGUUCCAUGAAUUCAGCGUAUUGUUAAAUGACAUUGGAGAGAUGUGAAUGCUGGGACCAGGCAAAUAAUUCUUAAAUUACCAUAACAGAUGAGGAGUAAAGAUGCCCAAUGCCACACUCGCUGAGAUAGUUCACAAACUAUAGUCACAUCCUCAUCUUUUUUAAUCUCCUAGAGAAAAGUAGAUUAUGUGGAAUUCAGAUUGCUGGGAGCUUCAAAAUAUUUAGGGUAAAAAUACACUACUGUUUCAAUGGGGUAAAUCAGUUUGAAAAACUGGGGAUUUGGGAAAUCGGCUAAUCUGAUGCAAUAAUUUACAAAAAUACAUCAUUACAGACUUCAAAAACCAUAACACACAGAGCAGAUAACCCUGGAAUAGGACAAAGAACGAUAAAAUAAAUGUCGUAACAAAUCUCAAUAGCCCUUAUGCGUGUUUAUGUCAGAUGAGCACAUUUCACCUCCAAGCUUUGUUUUGAAAUUGUAAAGUUAUGAAGUUUUGCAUGAAUGAAUUCCCAAGGCAUUACGGUUGAAAAGAAUACCCACGCACAAAGAGUGCAAAUGCAAAGAGUUUUGCCUACAAAUGAGGGAUGGUGGUGAAAUUGGCAUUGGUGCAGGGCAAUUAUGUGGAGAGGUCUGGAUAUGUCUUUGGCAAUAGGGAUAUUAAGAUUUGAUAAGGAGUAUGAGAUUAAGUGCGAGUACAAGUUUUCAAACCCACUUUAUGUGCUUUAGAAAAUCUAGCCUGUGAACCGCAGACGUUUCUCCUCGCUCGUCGCCGCUGACGAACGUUUCGCAAGGAGGAACGUCUACAACUCAGCGACAGAAAUUCCAUACUGAUGACGUAAAUCAAUGUUUACCUAAUAAUCUGGUAGUCGUGAGGUUUCAAAUGUAAAUUUGUUCAAUUUUACAUUUCUCCUUGUCGAUUUUGGUAAGUGAUCAUCUGCGAAUGAGCUCCACCUAAACUCAAAUGCUUCUUCAAGAGAAGACUAUAUUCCACAAAUAUUGGCUGUUUUGUCAGAGAUUCAUCGCGUUUACAUUUGACCUUUGUGGCCUGUUGUCUUUUGUCUGUCAUUCGUAAACAAUGGCUAAAACAAUGAAAUUAUUCCGUCAACCAAUUAACGUUUCUGACUGGAUUCCGGACAGAUUUUGCGUCAUCAGUAUGGAAUUUCUGUCGAUGAGUCGCAGACGUUCCUCCUGGCUAAACGUCCCUCUCCGGCGAUGAGCGAGGAGAAACGUCUGCCGCUCGCAGGCUAUAGAAAAUCGAGUCUCACAACAAUCUCACCCCUCAUGUCUCUUUAUGCACUGUUUAGCAGCAGCAAAGGGAGAACUUUCUGAGGUCAUAACUGUGACGAGCCCAAGUGUAAAUGGCUCUUUGUUCUGAAGAUUAGUAUUACAUAAUGUGGCAAUGACAUGUAAAUAUUUAAGUACUGUAGGCUAUAGGUAAGGAUUCUUGAUUUAUUAAAGUGAGCAUAUUUCCCUCAUAGCGGUCUCCUUCAAGUGUUUCAAUAACUCCCUUGAGAUUCCAAAGUUGUACUUGAACUCAACCUUGUAAGUCCGAAUAGAGAGGUUGCUAAUGUCAACUGACCUCAAGGAAUUAUAAAGUAAAAUUUAUUAUAAGAAAAUGUUAACUUUGUAAAGUUCAAAUCCAUUGGAGCUGUUAUGUAGCAAAUAAGAACACCCAUAAUAGUUGUAUGUAUUUUUAGUCUUUUGUUUUUAAUUCAGCUGUGUGUAUAACUCCACUUACAUGUAUAUGUUGUUGAUAUUACUCAACAUUAGGUGGGUCUUAAUUUGAAUUUUUGUUGCUUGUACAUUUUGAUCACUAUUGCAUUACAUUUGUAAAAAUAUUUGGUGUUUAAAAUGAUUGCAGUAGGACUGUAAAUCAUUACAAAACUUUAAAAGUUUUUUGUAAAGACUUACAGCUCUGUUGUACUCAUGAUGUCUUCAGAUGGUACCCAGUAGAUUGAAAACUAAUAGAAACUUUUAACCAAGCAUUAAGUAGUAUUUAGAUAGUGUGUAGAAGUAUUUGGUAUUUAGUUAUUAUCUCUAUAGGAAGAGCUGCAGCAAUACAUAAAUUCCAUGAUACACUACAGGUCGUGGUACAAGGGCUAUAAUAUCAUAUUAGGAUACAUAACUGUAAUCUUUCCUUAUAAAUUGUGAAUAUCUUAUUAUCCACUCCACUCAGGGCUUUUCAGGGUUAUUGCGGGCAACAGGAGGAGCCCACAAUACUAAUCUCCAGGUUGUUAUUAUGCAUGCGUUGCAUGUAUGUAGCCAGCAUUCAUCUGGACUUCCACUAAGAAUGAAUGUAAUGCACAGAACGCAAUUUGAUCACACACGUUUGGACCUUCUACCUCUCGUUAUCUGAUCACGCGUGGUUUGACUAUCUGUCACGAGAAACUUACGCAAAAUACAGCAAUGGAGCAAAAGGAUUUGGAUUUCCGAUCGUUGUCGCCGGCACUCCCUAACCUUUUUUUUAUUACUAGUUUUACAACUCUGGUUGGGGUAAUUUCACCAGAUUGCUUGCGGCACAGUUUACCUAUGAUACUUAUUAAAAGUAGUGAGAGGUGAGGUGUUUUCUUUUUUCUUUUCUGUUUAAGGAUCAGAACGGAAGAAAAAGAAGAAAAGUCGAUGGGGUACAGAGGAAAAGAGGACAUUUAUACCUGGUAUGCCUACCACCAUGCCGCCAAACCUUUCUCCAGAACAACAGCAAGCUUACAUAGGUAAGGAAGUCAUGCUGAAAACUCCAAGCUUUAUUUUAUUGUUUCUGAGUUGCCUUUUUAGUGUAUGAAUGGCAAUCAAAUCAUGAAAAUAAGUUGGCAAACCACUGUGUAAAGAGAGUUAGUCUUACAGCUUGCUUUUUGGGCGUUGCACAUUUUGAGCAAUAUUCUUGGUGUUUACAUUCCUCAUAGUUUGACUGUAUUUUUAUGAGAGACAAUCUGUAUUCCUCAUAAAACAGGGGUAAAACUCUUUCACUUUAGUUUUACAUGUAAUUUCCCCAGCAAUAAUUUACUGUUAAGGGCAAGUGUGUGUUUUCAAUUUAAUGUAUUUAAAAUGUUUCUCAGCUCAACUGAAGAUUGAAGAAAUCAGUAGAAUGCUGCGGACAGGAGAGUUAGGAAUACCAGACAAUCCAGAUGAAAGGUUUGUGAACCUCUUGUCAUUCUUAACUUCCAAGUAAUGAAACUAUUUGAAAUGUUUUGACAAUGAGAUUCCAUUUUAACACUUUAAAUCUGGAGAGUGAUCAACAUGAAAAUUCUCCCAACAAUAUCAACACUUAAUCAAGAGAAAAGGGUAUGAGAAUUUACAAAGUGAUCAUCUGAAGGAAAAUGCUUUGAUCUUCUAUCAAAUUCCCUCAGGAACUCCUUAAAGAAAUGUGUGGAGGUCAGCACAGAGAAUUUGUAUGUGGAUAUUUGAGCUGAAGGGUUAAGUGGGAUGCACCAAACAAUAUGAAGCCAGUAGGGUUGGCAGGGCAUGGGGUGGGGAAUUGACACUUCAAAAAUUUGCUAUCAAAUUUCCUGCUACAGGCAAAUCAUUCCAGUCAAAUGUACAACAAUUUCCCCCACUUCAGGAUUGUAAAUUACUGUGAAAUAUCCCAAGGUUGAACACCAGAAGGAUGCAAGAAAAUUAUCUCAAAAUGGAACAUCAUAAUCCUUGUGUCUUCUUGUUACUACAUCACUUAGAUGCACGUUUUGGGAGAGGGUUAGUACAAUGUAAUAUUGGAUUACAACUAAGCAAAAUAGUUUCAUAACAUAUAGUUUUUUUCCUUUGCAAAUCAGAUCCCCUUCUCCAGAACCAAUUUACAAUUCAGAAGGUAAAAGAUUGAACACUCGUGAGUUCAGAGUCAGAAAGAAAUUGGAGGAAGAGCGACACGUCCUUAUACAAGAGGCUCUGAGUUUAAAUGAAGAUUACAAACCUCCUUCUGAUUACAAGUAAGUCAGCAUGUUAGUGUUGAGUAACCUACAAGCCCUAGGGUUUCAAAUCCCAUGGAAAACAAUUUUUCGGUUCUGUGCCUAGAGAUCAUGGAAAACCAUCUGUAACAAUUUUUUGAUUCCAUGAAAAUUCAUGGGAACCCCUAUCCUAGAUGUUUUCAAUUUUUCAAAGUCAUAUUUUUGUCUUGGGACAAGAAGCCAUAAACAAGUAACGUGUGAUGCACUUUGGGAACCAUUCAAGAUGGCGGACAAUAGAAAACUUAAAGACGCCAAACAACAUUUUACUUUCAUGUGUAAGCAGAAUUGCUCUGGUACAUGAAGUUAAUAAUCUGAGUAUUUCUAAGAAACCGCUGUAGAGGGAAUAUCAUUGUGAACAUAACAUUGUAAGAAAAAUGGUAUAGUUUCCCCCAUAUCCUAGGAUUUCAUUAAAAAUUAAGACAUAUGAACAAAAUAUUUUUCCACUUCUUUUCUAUUUUAGCAAAAAGUGAGGUGAAGUGUUAACUGCUAGCCCUUUUAUUUCAUAAUAGCAAAAGUGAAAACUAGUUGCAAAUUUGUGACUCCUCUCGAUGUUCCAGUGGCAAAUGGAAAAAAUUAAUAGGUUGCAAUUUCGAACCCUGUAAAAUAGAGCCAAAAGAACUUCCUAGCUCCUCAAUUCCCUGCCUACUUAAUGCAUAUACCCAGAAACUGGAAAUCUUAGUGAUAGCCCUGAGUUGAGUAACAUCUAGUCCAGAGGGGAGUUGUAAUAACCUUGGUAUAAUGUGCUUUGUACUACUGAGACUAGAAUAUGGGUCUCAUUGCAUGGUUUACUUAUUGCCCCUAAGGUAGAUGUUGACCCACGUUUGACCUUUAGUUUGAUUCCUAUGGAAUAUCUUCAUGCAAUUUGUAAAAUGUUAUUGAACAAAAUUACAAUAUUAUUGUGUUCUCUUUGACAGGCCACCUCUUAUUAAAAUUCAGGAUAAAGUGAUGAUUCCUCAGGAUAAUCACCCUGAAGUGAACUUUAUUGGACUGCUGAUUGGCCCACGGUGAGCUCUAUUUGUAUUGUUAUUGUUGUUGUUUUUGUGGUAGGCAUUUUCGGUCACGCCCCCCCCCCCCACACACACACACAAUUUGCCUUAGGUAAAAGCCAUUCAGAGAUUGAAAGUUAGUUCAAAGAAUUACUCUACUACAUGAAGUUAAGAAUCUCAGUGGAAAAAUUGUGAAUUUCUGAAAAUUGAUCCCCAAAGCUGAAAAUAUCACUGGGAAACUAUUUUUCCAUUCCGUUAUUGUAAGACCACAGUAACAACACAUGUGCAGUAUUGGAAACAAUAUUAUUGUUAUCAUGAAAUCCUAGGGCUUGUUUAUGUAUUCAUUCUUUUAUUGAUAUAUCUUUUGUUGUUUUAUUUAUAGUGGCAAUACAUUAAAGAAAAUGGAAAAAGAGGUACAAUGUGAUCUACAUUGGCUUUAUAAUAUGAUAUUAAUUGUUGUAGAUAAAGAUUAAACAUAUUGAAACCCGUCUUUGAUCAUUGCUUUCAGUAUUCAUUUGUUUGCACUGAUUAAUUUUGUUUCUAGUUCUUAUACAAUAUUUUUGUUUUUAAACCUUCGGAAUUUUCAGAGUGCCGCUUCACGACCGAUCACUUCAACGCUGAUUUCCCCACUACGCAAGAAAAUACCACGCUAUUCGAGAGAAUUGCUAAAAUCAUGAUCAGAGGAAAAGGAUCUAUAAAAGAGGAAAAAUAAUAACUUUAUUUUCGUUCCAUCGUUCCACAAUGAAGAGAACUGUUGUCUUUCUUUGAUUAAAGAGAACCUUUUAAAAGUUUUUCAUUGAUUAACUUGUUUAAAAUGUCACUUACACAACAUUAAAUUUCAAGUUUAUUCCAUCUUUUUUAGAUUUUUGGACAAAAUCAAAACUAUAGUUUGACUAUAAAUUGUUGUAAAUUAAUGACGAUUCAUUUGUGACUGAUUAAUUUUGUUUCUAAACCUCAACUAAAAAAUCAUGAUCAGAGGGAAAGGAUCUAUAAAAGAGGGAAAAAUACAUAACGUAUGGCUCUUAAGUACAGUUUUAUCCUAUUCACUUCCAGGUCCAUCGUAUGGACAAAAAUAAAACUAUAGUUUGACUAUAAGUACAAUCGAACCUCAACUAAACAGCCACCUCUCUACAAGGGCCACUUCUCUACAACGGCCACCCUUUUACAAUGGCCACCUCGCCGUAACAGCCACCUCUCCACAAUGGCCACCUAUCCACUCCACUUCACUUCACUUCUCUACAACGGUCACCUCCCCACAACGGCCACCUCUUUACAAUGGCCACCUCUUUACAACAGCUACUUUUUUGCGGACAGUCCAUAGAUUGACUCUUGUUUAAACCUCUUUACAAUGGCCAGUUUCUUCUGUACCUAAGGUGGCCGCUGUGGAGCGGUUCAGCUGUAAAACUCAGUUUAAAGCUAAACAGUUUUUGGAUCCCUUACGUACCCUGUAGACUGGUAACUCUUUGAUUUGUAUUCUGACUUAAAGUGACUCUAUCAUACCAAUUUGACUUUUUGGCCAAAUCAUUUCUGGCAUUACUAAUAUGUGUGGGGCUUCAAUUUCACCCAAUAUUUUCUUCAAGCUUACAAAAAAUACAGAAUGUGAACUUGCAGAGCACCAACAAACCAUGCUUAUUUUAACUCUUUAAACCCUAAGAUCAGAAUUUUAAUUCUCAUUUUGUUGCCCCUAUUCAUUUCCUACGGAAGUAGUGGGGAGAAGUUGAUAAAAUAUCAAUCAAAUUUAUCUUGUGUGAUGAUGUCUGUAAUUCUCAUGACCACUCUGUUUUACAAAGCAUUGAUAUUACAAGGAGAAAUUUGAUGCUGAUCACUCUUAGGGCUUAAAGGGUUAAAUCAGUAAUGUCCACAACAAGGAACAACUUGAAAAGAUAAGUCUACUGUACUUGACAAUGAUUUUUUUACCACUUAUUAUGUUUUUUAACAGGGAGGAAAGGGUGGACAAAUCAAUUCUGGGGAAGAUGAACCUCUGCAUGCUCUGGUUACUGGGCCAACAAAUGAAUCAGUUCAGAAGGCUGUAGCUAUGGUAGGUUUGUUUGACCUAAUUUUAAAGAGAAGACUAAACAACCAAAUCUGACCUUGCUUAUAUGUUCUAUCACUGAUAUUAUCUAAGAUUUCAUUCCUCUCUUUACCGCUGGCGAUUAUUUCAACAUGACGGUGUCCAACAAGAAAGCUCUUGCUACUUUGGACACUGUACACAAAUGAACUUAAUGUCUUUUAGUUAAUUGUUAUUUGUCAGCUACUUUAUUUUCCUACCUAUGUACGCUUAUGUAGAUAUCUUAUAUAGUGUGAAAUAAAGCAUUGAAUUGAAUUGAAUUGAAUUGUGGCGACCUCCUUCUAUUGUGGUUGUUUUAUGUUUUCGCUGUCAGGGAUGUAGCUAAGGAAAGGCUAAGCAGGCUUCUUUUAUUAGUCAAGCUGGCUUUUUCACUUAACUGCACCUGUAAAAUUUCCCCAUUUUUUUUGUUUUCCAGAGCAAUAUGAGCUGGUGGUAAUUAAGGUCUUUUUCAGCGGGUGAAAUUAGCCGGGAGCCGGCCAUAAGGGACAUACCUGAUCUCCAGUGGAAGUUCUCGUAAGCAGACACCCUAAGGAGGUGAAAAAGGUGUUCGUUACUGGAGCUGGCCGCUUAUGAGAAUGAAAAAAUACAGAGUUUGUAUGGGAGUUGAGUAAAACAGGGUUUUGUGAAGGCGGCCGAAAGAAGAGCUGUCGGCUUACGAGAGUGUCCGUUAGGAGAACUUCCACUGUAUGCAGUUUUUUAUUCAUCUUUGAUGUCAAACCUUUAAUCAUGUCAAAAUAUUUGGAACACUUUCACAUUUCCAUUUUCUUUGAAUACAGUCUGUACCUAUCCUUUUAAAAUUAUUGAAAAGAGGGUGUUUUUGGGAGUGACUGUUCCAAGAUUAUUGUCUAGGAUUGUAGUUCAAAUAGCUUCUUCUUUCUUACAGAUUCGUGAUAUACUGCGACAAGGUAUUGAGGCCCCUGAAGGUCAGAAUGACUUGAAAAGAAUGCAACUUCGAGAAUUAGCUGCACUGAAUGGCACUCUUCGAGAUGAUGAAAUUCUCAGGUGAAAAAAAAGUUCACUAGCUGUGUGUCUGUCUCAGAUAUUAUAAUCAGUGUUCCAAUGAAUCUGUUCUUGAAUGUUUCUAAAAAACGUUUACUCUAAUAGUUGCUCUAACCUUCUUUUUGUUAUAGAUGUCGGAACUGUGGAUCAGUAGAACAUCGUCAUUGGGAGUGUCCUGAACAGAAAAAUGUGACUAACAAUGUUUUGUGCACAAAGUGCGGUGCUGCGGGCCAUCUGGCUACAGACUGCAUACAGACAGGGUGAGUCAUACAUGUAGUGUAAUGGUAGGGAUGUACACUUGUGGGAACUCAUUGACUUGUUAUUUACACCCACAUUUUCGUCUAGCAGAGUCUGAUUUCUCUCCCACUUCCCAUUCUUUUCAUGCCCAUCUUUACAAUGCCGCUGUAGCCUGCACCACUAAUGAAACUAAAUUUUUUUGUUAAUUCCGUCUGCGAAACAGUGCUGAAAUCCUUGUUCCUCCCCCCACCUGUCUUCCAGGAUUUGAUUAUGCGCCAUGAAUGGCCUGUUGGUCAAAAAAGCCAUUGUCGAUUUUCCAGUCAAAUUGAGUGGAAAUUUGAAAUGCGUUUCUAGUAGUUUGUUGAGUCUGUUGGGGACCCAGAACAUUGGCGCUGCCACACGUUAUACAGACGUUACUAACUAGGGAUAGAUAACGUCUGUGAAGCAGGCUAUGUUGAUGUUGUUGUUGGUUUUUUCUGUGGGCCAGAGGUCUGUCACUGAAAUAAUACAACAUUUCAUAGGGGGAAAGAGAGUAUUUUAGCAAAUUGUAGUGAGUUUUAAAAGCCAGUGUUAAAAUUUCCUUGGGAACAGCUUCACAUAUAAUACAUGUAUAAUGCUCACUGUUUUAGCUUACAUUUUUUUAGCUGUCAUUUACAUUAGAAUUUCCUAUCUUCCUAUUUCUCCUUUUCUGAAAACAAUUCUUACAAGUUAAAUUAAUGAUUUAUAUUUUACUUUUUCUUACAGCCUUCCUCCAAUCCCUGAUGUUCCUGUGGACAAAGCAAAAAUGGACAGUGAGGUAUUAUAGAAAUAUUUAAUGAUUUUUGUUGAACACCAUGUGGCAAGAUUUACAUGUCUCUUGGAGGUGUCUGUGUAAGGAGUUUAAGCAACCAAGAUGGCAGCGGCAGCAAAAAUGUCACUUGGAAAGUGAGUUCGCCCUGUUCCAAAAUAUAUUAGUCAUGUUCCAUUUCAUAUAGUUUAUUUAAUGUUGAGGAAUUCUUCUGGAGUUGAUUAUAAAGCACUGUAUCUAAGUUCAGAAAAAGGAAAAGAAAAUCGUUGUCUUCUGUCCACAUUCUCCAUAAAAUGUGAAACUAGGAAGUUUCACAUCAUAGUCGUGCAACGACAGAAAAGAAAAUAUGUACAAAAAAGGAUGAUGCAUGUGCAAUUUAGUUGUUUUGCUUAUUUAAACCUAUCGCAUUCUUGAUGCAUGUGCAAAAUGAUUCAUAUGAUUUUUGUAGGAUAUGCAUUUAAACCAUCAUUGCUUUUUUUCACUUGUAAUAAUAAGUUUUGGACCAUUACUCAUCAAGUCCUCUAGUUGUCUCUUUUGCCUUUUGUUUCCUUUUUAGUCCUGUCACAUCCUGCAGCUUUCUUGUUGAUGGUCUUAAAAAUGUAAAUUUUGCUAAAAAGCCACUUUGGUUGGGUGAAUUCACCAUGUGUUUUUGUAUAUGGCACUGGUUAGGUCAUGACAGUGCCACAAUAUCCAAAAUGAUAAUCAAAGAACAGUAAGAUAAAAUAGUGAUCCUAUUCUAUAUGGUAUACAAAGAUUGCUAAUUUUCCUUGCUAAUGAAAAGACCUUUUGUAUCCCUUGCAGUACUUAUCACUUAUGGCAGAACUUGGGGAGGGCCCACCACCAGAACCAAAGAUGAACCAAACAGUACCGCCACCCAUGAUGAGUAGUCAAGACCGACCCCCACCCCGACAUCCUCCCAGUUCUCUCCCUCCUCCACCCAUUCAGGUUUGUAAAUUAUCAACUAUUCUCUUUUCUAUUUCAUACAUGGACUCAAAAGUUUAAAUGUAGAGCUGUAUACCAGUAAACCCCUUUUGAAAGUGUGUACCGCUAUUGAGAUUUUAUUUAGAUGAGUUUUUACAGCACAGCAUUUCAUUUCAUUUUUUCAUAAAUGACACUAGGGGUGCGUUUCACUGGGAUGAUCUGGAUCAGAAUCAGUGAUCCAAGAUCACUUGAAUCUUGUUGCAUCAAACGAUGAAUCCACUCUGGACAAGGAUUCAUCAGUUCAUUUGAUGUGCCAUGAUCUGAGUGAUCUCGGAUCACAUUCGCUGAUCCUGAUCUGAAUCAUCCCAUAGGAAAUGCACCCUAAGAUUCAAAGAAUUAAAGAAGACUAGAGAAAAUAUUGGGCUUACUUUCCUACAGUGUCUGUUUGUGUGUCGUAAUAACCCACUAUGCUCAUUUUUAUUUGGUUUCUAAUCAUCUCACAUAAAAUAAUAAUUAUUUUACUUUCUUGUUGCAUGAAAGAACACAAAUCAUGAUCGGCCGCCGCCACCUCCAGGUCCAGCCCCAUCCUCUGGUCCUCCCCCCUGGGCAGCCCCGCCUGGACCCAAGCCUCUGAUGAGCACACCUGUACCCAUCCCUGGGGGAGGGCCUCCUCCCCCACCCCCUAAUAACUCAUCUGCACCACCAUGGGCAAAACAAGGACUGCUGCCUCCUCCAGGGGGACCAAUGAUGGGUAAGAUUUUGUUUUUGUCUUUGUCUUUUUGCUGUUUUCAAACUAUUGCUGGCAGACACAUCCUCCCAAAGUACAAAGAUUUGGUUUUAUCAACUGAAUUGAUAAGGCAGGUUGGCCACCCUAGGGAGAUAGGGAAGCUGAGGGUUGGAGUGCUAGUCCUUGGCCAACACAGUGAUCUAGUGGUCUCAGACCAUCACAAAGCAAUUCUGAUGUAACCUGCUUAUGGAUGUGAACUGAACUGAUAAAAAAUUUUGGUGAUAUUUUCCUGAAGCCAAAAACCUGCACAGUUAUCUGUUGGAAUUGUUGCUGGAAAUUAUUACAGCUGUUUUGGAUAACACGUGACCUGAGAUGUCAAAAACAUCUUGGGAUUUUGGGUUUUCUGCAACGUCAAUCAAAAUCUGAGGACAUGGCGCUUUCUAGUGGACCUCUUAGGAAACAGAAAGUUACUUCAACAGGUUUAAAAGGUCAUGGUUUGUGAUUUGUGAUUGGUUGAUUUCGAUCUGUUUUGUGUGUUUGUUGCUUUUGAAUUUCAGAGUUUUUGAAAAGCGCAGUAAGUUUUCCUGCUCUCUGCCUUGUCGAUCAGGGAGAUUUGUACUUUGAUGUUCUGUUGUGUGAUGUAAACUUUUCAUGUUUUAGCUCUCGAGUUUUUUUGCCUUCUUACUGAAGUUUAGAUUCCCAAGGUGAAAUUGUUCCUUUAGAAGAAACACAGUGAAAACGAAUCGGUACAUUUCCGCCAACAUUUGAUUUUGUAGCUUCUGCUCGUUAUUUCACCGUUAUUUGACAAACAAGGAUUGGUUGCUGUGGUAGCAGUUUGAUUGACAUGGAAGAAAAACCCAAAAUCCUGAAACAUUUUUGACAACGCUGGUCGCAUGUAAUCCGAAACAUCGUUUAAAGCCAGACACUUUUAUGCAAAUUGCCACUUUAGUGUCUGUGUGGUAAAAGAUGGAUUAAAUGUAAUAAUGCUCUUUACGAAAGGAGGGGUUGGUUAUGUGAUUUACGAUCUUUUCAUCUGUUCAUUUAAAGGUAUGCCUCCUCAUCAUCAGCCUGGUGGUCCUCCACCCCCACCCCCUCCAGGUGGUCCUGGACCAUACCCUCCCCAGGUGUCUGGAGGACAUGGACCACCACCCCCACCCCCCCCCCCACCGUCUUCAGCUGCCCCUCCACCCCCACCAUGGCAAGGUGAGUAAUGAAGUUUGUCCCAAAAAUCUCCAAUGAGAUUCUUGCCUCUUGCUGUGUUUUUUUUUUUAGCUUAAAAGCCCCCCUCUCUAAGGAGCCCCUUUCUUCUCAGCCACCCUCCCCUCCUCCCUUAUUAUUGUUCAUUAGUAAAUGAUAGACUGUAUCAUGACUGCAAUACUUCAUGUAGACUGGUCUUGUGUGGUUUAUUCACAUGAUGGAAUUUCAGAUUUGUUUUUCAUUUUUCAUGACCUCCAACGUUUUGCACUUGAGCUUUCCCACUUUGCCUUCUAGUCCCUUAUGGAGAACUGAUACCAUCAGAGGGUUUUCACUAAGAAUUCUAGUAGCGGGAGAAAGGUGUAUUGUCACAGGAGAAUAUUUUGAAAGAGGCUCCAUGUCUGAAUAAAAGAUAGUCAUAGGCUAUUGAACAUUUGCCGGAGAAUUCUCCGAUCUCUGAUGCCUAAUGAACACUCUGUUAUCAUCUUUGCUAAAUUAAAUAAGCGCUCAUCUCUAUUAAGUCCCCUCUUAAAGAUGCUUGGAAUAAAUAAGCCCCCUGUAGGGGCUUAAUGAAUGAAUUAGGGUAUGCAUAAAAGCAAACAAACAGAAAAGAUUUUGAAUGAGGAUUUAUCUUUGUACAUGACUUGUUUUGUAGCUGGUCCUGCUCCACUCCCUCCGUGGCAAAGCCAGGCACCAGGAUAUGGCGCACCCCCUCCCCCAGGAUACCCUCCAUUCCAUGGCCCACCCCUGCCACCGCCUUCAGAUAACCAUUGGGUAAGUCAAUCUCUUAGCUCUGACCUGCUCUUUUCUUUAUUGGUUUUCUUUAUUGGUUAGUUGUAAGUCUCAGAAAUGUUGUUGGUACGUGUACAUCCAUAACCUCCACAACAAUAAGUUAUAGCAAAAUGCUUAUAUUGUAAAUUCAGCAUCCUGAUUGACUGACAUAUUUGAUACCUAUAUAUAUCAGCACAUUGCUAUACAGUCGAGAAAAAUCAGGUAUUGCAUCUGUCUGAUAAGAAUCACCAAAAAGUGCUCCUGUAUUAUUUUUACAACAGAAUAUUGGCAAUGUUUUAUGAAAACAAUCACCUUAAAACUCUCGCUCUCAACUUCACCCUCGAAAUGUUAAGUUUGCCUUCAAAUUGUUGAUUAAACCCAUUGCCAAUAGUAAGGUGUGGGAAGGGUGCUUGGUCAAACUGAGGGAGGCUUAAGGGAGUGCAAAAAGUAACCAUGACAACCCUGUGAGCAGCAACGACCAGGCACUAUCACUGUUCUUACCAGACCAUGGCAUUGCGACAUUGCCGGACUUUUUUGGGAAAUUCCACACUGUAAUUAGAUCAAGGGGUCCCAAGGGUGGAUAGAAGGGAGAACAAACUAUUACCUUCCACAUAUGUCAACCUAUGUACACCUACGUACAUUUCUUUAUUAUAUAAGCCAAAAUUUAAUUGGUUAUGGCAUCUUUAGAAAGCACCCAUCAUUAUUCAAGAAAGUACGAGGUAUUUACUCUAACUCAGACCUGUGAAAUUUUAAUGGAUAAUAAUCUUUUAUUAGGAAACUUUCAUUGCAUUACUGUGGUUUACAGAUAUGUCCUAACUAAGAUUAAAAAGUACUAUAAAAUUAGGUUAUAUGCAGUGAAAAUGUUGAGUUAGCUGUGUCUAAAAAUUGUGACCGGCUUUUCUCCCUUAUGGCCCCCUUUUAGCUUCUCUAUGGGUUCUGUGGACCCCAUUGUUAGUGUACAAAAUCCCGGUAAGAACACUGCUGUCACACUGAGAACUUCAGUGGAGAGUAUCGCAGAUACCUACCAACAGAUAUCCCGAGCGAAGGGAGGGCUGGGAGCACUAAUGGCUAAAGUGGCUGCACUAAUCCAAUGACAACUACAAUUUUGAAUCAAGUGUUGUUCUGAGUUUUCAAGUCUUCAACCGAAUAAUGGGAUUCUGAAACCAACAGAAGUUUUUACCGAUACAGCGGCCAUAUUGAGUUAAUUAGAUUUAAGGAGUAUUAUUGGGUGCCCAGAGGGCAUGAGCACGAUCUGAUAUACUGGCCCAGUAUUUAGGCGCCCCUUCUGGCCAAUUUUUCUUUAAGCCUUCCUAGAAAAAGAUUGUAAUGAGAAAAAAAAAAUUGUUGUGCCUUGUUUGGAUGUAAUAUUGAUCACCUUUUUCCCAAGUGCCCCCCUGGGCAUCCCAUAAUACUCCUUUAAUCUAAUAAAUGCAAUAUGGCCCCUGUAUCGGAAAAAAAGGUCCUUUAUGAACUAAACAUUGAAGUAAUCAAGUUCAAAGUUUAUUCUUCCCAGGGACACUUAACUGUGUUUCACUGUAAAUUAGCCUGUGUAGCAGGCGCUUGGAAGUAGUGGGCACAAGAAAGAACGGGCGUGCGAGAGGGAGACACGUCCGUUCUUUCUUGCACCCACUACUUCCAAACGCCUGCUAUGCAGGUUAAGUGUAAAUUAGCCAGUUUAUUUAUCCAUACAACAACUCUUUUUAGUAAUAUGUGCCAAUUUUUUUAUAUAUUCCAGGGUCCACCUCCCCUUAUGGGUGCACCGCCUCCUCCUCCGCCCCCUCCCCCACCCGGUCCACCGCCACCUCCAUCAUCCUGAAGAAAGGAUCAGGUCUAACAAUCUCCAACAUACACAACAUAACAGCAACAGGAACCUAUGGACCAAGGACUUCAUUGACAAGGCUUUAUCAAUAAGAUCACUAUUAUUAUUUUAACCUGUUUAUCAUGAAGAUUAUAAUUUUUUGUGAGGUUAUCAUCCUUUCCUUUCAAGCAAUUCUUGGGUAAAUGUUCUUGUGCAUGAUCAUUGGCUUUGUUGAAGUAGCCGCACCUUUGGAGUUGCUCACUAAGCGUUCUUAUACAUGUACAACUCUCGUUCCAGCUAAGUUACCAGAAUGAAUAUUUUUUGUUUUAGCUAUGAUUACAUUAGUAGAGUAAGUUAUGAAAGUAGAGAGCUUAAAACAACUCUUACAAGUUAGCCUGGAAGCAAGCUGGCAGGGUACUUAGAAGGAUAAGAUGUUUACACCAACCCUGUUUGUGUAUACAGCUUCCUUUUACUUUAAAGUGGCCAUUACUAUUUAGAAAAACCAGAAUGUUUUAACCUAAACUAACAUGUUCUAGCCAAUACUUUUUAGAUUUCAGAAUAGUAGUGGCUCCUUGUCUAUAAGCACCCAAAUAUAAAUAAGUGCAAGAUCUUAACUUGGUUAGCAUAUGAAAUGCUAAAGUUGAUGCUAUGCCUUCCUUAGAUAAAAAAAGCUGAAGCCUCAAUGAGACGAAACAGUGUAACUCAGUCAGAUCUAUAAUAUAAUAUUGGCCAAAUAAAUUUUUCAGUUGUUGGCUUCCAUCUGGCCUUGAUAUUGUGUCAACAUGAUGCUAUCAUGCUUCCUUGAAGGUAGGCAAUAAGUAACCUGGAUUUCCUGUUUCCCUUGCCAGGUUUCUGAAGAAACUUGCAAAUAGCUUUCCUGAUAUUUUGCCGUUGUCUCUUUAUGCUCCCUUUUUGGCAAAUAUUGAACUAUCAGACUUUUGUAAUUUACGUGUUUUCGUGGAAGUAUUGGAAUUUCGCAAAAAGUGUGGUGGAAUUGUCAAGGCUUGCCUACUGUUGCCUGCUGUGUUGAAUAAAAUAUUACUGUUAUAAGUGCAGUCUACUUAGGUUAUCCGGGUGCUGAGGUAGCGUGGAGCUAGGUGAAGAAAGUAGUCUGUAACAAAUUGCUUUUAAAGCUUCUUUAUGAAAGCGAGGUAUGUUGUACAGUAAUCCUUAUGAAAAUGAGUUGAGUUAAAUUGGCUGGCAAAUAAAACGAUACAGUCAACUCUUUCUAAGACGGACACUUUUGGGACCGGCGUUCAGUGUCCUUCUAAGAGUGAUGUCUGUCUUGUAGAGAGUCAAAUAAAGGGAGUAAAGAAAGGCAGGGACCAACUCUAGGUGUCUGUUUUACAGAGGUGUCCGUCUUAUAGAGAGUCAAAUAAAGGCAGUAAAGAAAGGCGGGGACCAACUCUAGGUGUCCGUUUUACAGAGGAUGUCCGUCUUAUAGAGAGUCAAAUAAAGGCGGGAAAGAAAAACGGUGACCAACUCUAGGUGUCGGCUGAGGUUUGCGUUAAGAGAGAGUCAACUGUACACACCAAAAGUCACUUUGAAAAAGAGGCUUAAGAUGAUUCAGAAGUAGUCUAUCGCAAUAGUGAUUUGCAAUAGACUAUUUCUGAAUGGGGUAAAUAAUGGAUAAAAGACGUGGGAGAUAAGAGGUAUUUCUCUCCCCAGUUCCCUCUUGGUCAUCCUCCUGCCUUAUUUUAAGUUUUUGUGUUAGGUUUUACUGCUCCCCAAAGUCUUAUCACCUGGAAUAGAGCCAAUCCUUACCUGAAAAAAAUGCUGUUAUUUAUAUUUACUACUGUAAUAGUGGAAUGCAUUGCAGUUUUUUACUUGAUAGAGUAUUUUACUUUUGGCUAUUUUCAUUUAGUUUCCACACCCUCAAACUAAAAUACAAAUCAUACCUUCGCCUGAAGACGACAGCUGUAGUUUUUGACCAAUCAGAAUGCAAGUAGUAUUGUAAAUGCCGUCAAGGACUAUUCAUCCAAUCGCAGCACUCGUACUAAAUAAUGUGGUGAGAAUCUUGUCAAGAAUUAAAGAAAGCCUUAUGGCCGUGUAAAAAAGAAGUGCAUUUCAGUAUUACCAUUUUUGACCGUAACCCAAAGAGCUUGCAAUAUUGCUGUUUAACUAUGGUGAAAUGAUGUGUUCAUGUGAUUGUCGUGUUUGCUGAACUGUAAUUUUCUAUCGUGCUUGGUCGAUCUUGUGUGGUGGUAUUUAAAAUUAGUUUUGAUGGAAUUUUUUUUUUAUUACAAGGUGUACACCGUCGCAAAUUCAGAAUAUAAAAUAAUUUUU